AUGGCCAAUGAGUACCUCAAUGAACUCAUUCAAAUGAAUCUGGUGCAUGUAAGUCAUAGCGAUCUUCAAGGGCGAGUUAGAAGUUGUCGGGUUCAAGCUCUUGUGCGAGAGUUCAUCAUUUCCAGGUCCGAGGAAAAUAACUUCAGUCUAGUUCUCACAGAAGGAGACAGGAUUGUAGCACCUCUGCCUCCUAGACGCUUAUCUAUCACCAAUUUUAGCAACAAUCCAAUACCCGCAACGACGGACUUAUCUCGUGUUCGCACCCUCAUCUCAUUUGGGAGAGAGAGUUUUAAUCAAUUAAUGUCUGGAAAGCCACUUGACAGCUUCAGGUUUUUAACAGUUUUAGAUCUGGAAGAUGCAGCUUUGGAAUGUUUUCCACAUGAGGUAGAUGCUCUCACACUCCUGAGUUACCUAAGUUUGAGAAAUACAAGGAUCGAAACAGUUCCAAGAUCUAUUGAGAAGCUCCUAAACCUUGUGACUUUGGACCUUAGACAAACAUGUGUCAAGGAGUUGCCCAGGAAGAUCCGUAAACUUCGCAAGUUGAUCUACCUCUUUGUUGACUCGAUCAAUGUGAAUCAGGCUCGUGUGGGAGCAGAGAUGCCUCCAGGAAUUGGAAGGUUAGAAUCUAUAGAGAAGCUGUCACUUGUCAAGGCAAGCAAGAAGAUUAUUAGAGAGUUGGGAAACUUGGUUCAGCUGAGGAAACUGGGGAUCACAGAGCUUGAAAGUGAUCAUGGAAGGGAUUUGUGUGCAUCAAGUGAAAACAUGCUGUAUCUUUCCUCUUUAUAUGUGUCUUCAACAAAUGGAGAGGAGUUUCUUUCUCUAAAUAAUGCCAUUCAAGCUUUGCCUUCGUUACUGGAGCUUCGAUUGGUUGAUGCGUUUAGUGGAGAAGAGUUGAAAUUCAAGCCCAAUUGGUUUCAGAAGCUAGUGAUAUUAGAGAUCGAACAAUUCAAUGAAUUGUGCCAGGUUGUCGUGGAGGAAGAAGCUCUUCCUGAACUUCAGAAGCUAGUUUUAAGAAAAUGCAUGAAAUUGAACAAGGCCCCGGAAGGACUUCACAAGCUCAUCAAAUUGAAAGAAAUUCUUUUGCGUGAUAUGCCUGAGCAUAAGAAUCUCAUUGCAGAGAUUCAUGAAACCAUUGAUAGUGAAAAACGAUCUUCGGAGGCUCGUCACAUCAAAGUCAGUGCUGAUUAA
Molecule: messenger RNA, 1188 nt
Organism: Pistacia vera
Lineage: Eukaryota; Viridiplantae; Streptophyta; Magnoliopsida; Sapindales; Anacardiaceae
Product: disease resistance protein Pik-2-like
Exons: 2
Coding region: 1-1188 (395 amino acids)
Source: RefSeq, a predicted model, not a curated record